Molecule: messenger RNA, 393 nt
Organism: Trypanosoma grayi
Lineage: Eukaryota; Euglenozoa; Kinetoplastea; Trypanosomatida; Trypanosomatidae
Exons: 1
Source: RefSeq, a predicted model, not a curated record
UUUCGUCCAUAAAGGAUAGCGUCGAUGCGCUGGAGCAGAAUGCCCAACUGGCGGUGGAAUACUCGGGGGUUGUGCUGGAGAGCGCGACGAACGCGUCCCGGGCUGCCCAGGAUGCAAAGGAUUACGCAGAGAAGGUGGCGGCUAACGCCGAAGGAGCAGAAUUGGACCGUCCAAAGGCGCUGGAGUCCGCCAAACAAGCAGCGGCCACCGCCGAGACCGCCUUCGACAGGUCGGACGACGCGAAUUCCAGUCUUCGCAUUGCACUUCAGCAAUCUCGCUCUGUGGGUGGAGCUAUUAACUCUUUCGAGGGUCUCCUGGGGAGUUUGGGAGCAUCUGCGACGCGGGCGCGUGAGCAGGCCAACGCGGCCAAAGGUGCGGCGGAGACUGCGCUGG